Molecule: messenger RNA, 3452 nt
Organism: Leptidea sinapis
Lineage: Eukaryota; Metazoa; Arthropoda; Insecta; Lepidoptera; Pieridae
Gene: Iswi
Product: chromatin-remodeling complex ATPase chain Iswi
Exons: 17
Coding region: 193-3264 (1023 amino acids)
Biological process (GO): nucleosome organization; regulation of transcription by RNA polymerase II
Cellular component (GO): chromatin; nucleus
Molecular function (GO): ATP binding; ATP hydrolysis activity; ATP-dependent chromatin remodeler activity
Source: RefSeq, a predicted model, not a curated record
UGCCGCGCCGGUAGCGGUAAGCGGUUAACGGGUAGGACAUAAGUCAAUUGUGUACUUGUUGUACUGACUGCUGCAAUUUAUCAUUUUAAUAAACAUAAUUUGUAUCAGUAAUUAAAUAAACCAUUACUACACAUGCAAUGAAACGUAUGUUAGUUGUUUCUAUCGUAUACAUAGUAAUUUAACUGAAACAACAUGUCGCAAGUCGAAGAAACUGAAAAUGUGGAUGUUGGAGAAAACUCCAAUGGGUCAUCGAGCGAUACAACUUCAUCUAAGGGCAGGGAAGGCGAUUUCGAAAGUAAAAUUGAAACAGACCGUUCUAAGAGAUUUGAUUUUUUAUUAAAACAAACUGAGAUUUUUUCACACUUUAUGAGUAAUACUCCUAAAUCCGGUAGUAGUCCACCAAAAGCUAAAGCUGGAAGACCUAAGAAAAUCAAAGAACCCGAACUGGAACCAGGAGAUCACCGACAUAGAAAAACCGAACAAGAAGAAGAUGAAGAACUUCUAGCAGAAACAAAUACAAAGACCAAAUCAAUUUUUCGAUUUGAAUCAUCUCCACCAUACAUAAAAAAUGGAGAAAUGCGUGAUUAUCAAGUCCGUGGUCUUAAUUGGAUGAUAUCACUGUAUGAAAAUGGUAUCAAUGGUAUAUUGGCUGAUGAAAUGGGCUUGGGAAAAACUUUGCAAACAAUAUCUUUACUGGGUUAUAUGAAACAUUUCAAAAAUGUACCUGGGCCCCACAUUGUUAUUGUGCCAAAAUCUACACUGACAAAUUGGAUGAAUGAGUUUAAAAAAUGGUGUCCAUCACUUAGAGCUGUAUGUCUUAUAGGUGAUCAAGAAACAAGGAAUGCAUUUAUUCGCGAGACACUAAUGCCUGGAAACUGGGAUGUUUGCAUUACAUCUUAUGAGAUGAUAAUCAGAGAGAAAUCAGUAUUUAAAAAAUUCAAUUGGAGAUACAUGGUAAUUGAUGAAGCUCAUAGGAUAAAGAAUGAGAAGUCUAAGUUAUCGGAGUUGCUUAGAGAAUUCAAAAGUAUGAAUAGAUUGUUGUUGACUGGAACCCCCUUGCAGAACAACCUGCAUGAACUUUGGGCUUUGCUGAACUUUCUUUUACCAGAUGUAUUUAAUAGCUCUGACGAUUUUGAUGCCUGGUUUAACACAAACGCCGCCCUUGGUGAUAAUCAAUUAGUGACCCGCCUUCAUGCAGUUUUGAGACCAUUUCUGUUGAGACGUCUCAAGGCUGAGGUGGAAAAGAAAUUAAAGCCCAAGAAAGAAGUUAAGGUUUAUGUUGGAUUAAGUAAAAUGCAAAGAGAGUGGUACACAAAAGUUCUAAUGAAAGAUAUUGAUGUUGUGAACGGAGCUGGCAAAGUUGAAAAGAUGAGACUUCAAAAUAUUCUCAUGCAGUUACGAAAGUGUUGUAAUCACCCAUAUCUGUUUGAUGGAGCCGAGCCGGGACCUCCAUAUACCACCGAUGAACAUCUGGUUUACAACUGUGGCAAGCUGGCCAUACUGGACAAGUUGUUACCCAAGCUUCAACAACAGGAUUCCAGGGUUUUGAUCUUCUCACAGAUGACAAGAAUGCUGGAUAUUCUUGAGGAUUACUGCCUUUGGAGACAGUAUAAGUACUGUCGGUUGGAUGGUCAAACACCACAUGAAGACAGAAACAGACAAAUUGAAGAAUAUAAUGCUGUAGGCAGUGAGAAGUUUGUGUUCAUGUUGUCUACAAGAGCUGGUGGUCUGGGUAUCAACUUAACUUCUGCUGAUGUUGUGAUCAUUUACGAUUCUGAUUGGAAUCCUCAAAUGGAUCUGCAGGCUAUGGACCGGGCUCAUCGAAUUGGACAAAUGAAACAGGUUAGGGUUUUUCGGCUAAUAACGGACAAUACAGUUGAAGAAAAGAUUGUGGAAAGAGCUGAAGUGAAGUUACGGCUGGACAAAUUAGUUAUACAAUCUGGGCGACUUGUGGAUAUAAAGAGCCAGUUGAAUAAAGAUGAAAUGCUUAACAUGAUCCGACAUGGAGCCAACCAUGUGUUCUCGUCAAAGGAUUCAGAGAUUACUGAUGAGGAUAUUGACAGUAUAUUGGCUAAGGGUGAAAGUAAGACUGAGGAAUUGAAACAAAAAUUGGAGAGUCUCGGAGAGUCAUCACUGCGAGCCUUCUCAAUGGACACACCAGGCGCGACCACAGACUCUGUUUAUCAGUUCGAAGGUGAGGAUUAUCGUGAGAAACAAAAGAUCACACCAAUCGGCAGCUGGAUUGAACCGCCCAAACGUGAACGGAAGGCGAACUACGCCGUCGACGCGUACUUCCGGGAGGCGCUGCGAGUGUCGGAGCCCAAGGCGCCCAAGGUACAGGCACCAAGACCCCCGAAACAACCAAUUGUACAAGACUUUCAGUUCUUCCCGCCGAGACUCUUCGAACUUCUGGAUCAAGAAAUAUAUCACUACAGAAAAACAUUAGGAUACAAGGUACCACGGAACCCUGAACUAGGUCCCGACGCUGCCAAGAUUCAGCGCGAGGAGCAAAGAAAGAUCGAUGAAGCUGAGUCGCUCAGUGAAGCGGAGUUACAGGAGAAGGAACAUUUACUAACACAAGGGUUUACAAACUGGACUAAACGUGAUUUCAAUCAGUUUAUAAAAGCGAAUGAGAAAUAUGGAAGAGAUGAUAUUGAAAAUAUUGCUAAAGACGUUGAAGGAAAAACUCCGGAAGAGGUUAUUGAGUACUCAGCGGUAUUCUGGGAGAGGUGUCAUGAACUGCAAGACAUUGACAGAAUAAUGGGUCAAAUAGAACGCGGAGAAGCCAAGAUACAGAGAAGAGCCUCUAUUAAGAAAGCUUUAGAUGCUAAAAUGGCUCGAUACCGCGCGCCGUUCCACCAGCUCAGAAUCUCAUAUGGCACCAAUAAGGGGAAGAAUUAUGUUGAGGAAGAAGAUAGGUUCCUGGUGUGCAUGCUCCACAAGCUGGGCUUCGACAAAGAGAACGUGUAUGAGGAGCUACGCGCGGCCGUGCACGCCGCGCCGCAGUUCCGCUUCGACUGGUUCCUGAAGUCGCGCACCGCCGUCGAGCUACAGCGACGGUGUAAUACACUUAUUACUUUAAUUGAAAGAGAGAACCAAGAGUUGGAAGAAAAGGAACGAGCAGAAAAGAAAAAGAAGAGUGGGAAUCCCAACCAAAAUACACCGGGAGGAAAUAGUACAGGCAAGGGGGCAAAUGCCGGGAAAAGAAAGGCAGCAGAUAAUGCAACCGACUCAGCUCAGAAAAAUAAGAAAAAGAAAAAAUAGAUCAAAGGAUAAGAAACAUUUUUCGUAAUAUUCAUUUUUUUUACUCGUGUCAAGUGUUUUUUUUUAUUGAUUUAUCUUAAUAAGUAUUUCUUUAUUUUAUUAUUUUUAGCCUACAUUCCCUCUUUGUGAUGUAGAGUUGGUGUACGAGUGAUUAUAAUUUAUAAUUAAAAUUUCACAAAGUACACAAA